AUCAUUAAAUGUUUGAAUAGAAAAAUCGUGUCUGAAUCAAAUCGUGACCCUAAAGAUCAGAAUCAAAUCGAAACACUGAACGAUUCUCUCAGAAGCUCUUUUCAGAUGAACAAAGUGAAGUUAGCAGGUCAUGUGGUGGUGAGGGAAAACGCAGCAGGCUCAGGAUGAGAGGAGAAAUGAUGGUUUUAAUAAAGUAAAUGCAGAAAAUAACUCAGUCCAAUAUAAUCCAAAAUGCCGGGCAGAAACCAGGGCUCGACGCCGGUAGCAACCGGUUAAACCAAGGAUCAGACUGACAGAGCACACAGAAACGGACGACUAGACGCCAAGUGCGACAAGGACCCGACAGAGACACAGCGACACUAAAUACACAGGAGGUAAUCAGAGAAUGAGACACACCUGGGAAUAAUCAAGGGGAGACGGGACAACAUGGAGACUCAGGGACACAGAGAAACUCAGAUCACAACAGGUCAGGGUUUUACAGAUCGGACAGAAAACAUCCAUCAGUGCAGCUCUGGAGAAAACUGAGAUGUUUGUAACGUUUAAACCGUUCAUGACCUGCAGCUCCACACUGAAGAAAUGGGAAAGUGACCCUGAGACGGACAUGGUGAUCAUCAAGGCAGCAGGAGGGAAAGCGUUCUGUGCUGGAGGCGACAUCAGAGCCGUGACAGAAGCAGGGAAGGUCGGGGAUUCCCUCGCGCAGGACUUUUUCCGGGAGGAAUACAUGCUGAACAACUCCAUAGGAUCCUACAGGAAGCCGUAUGUCGCCAUUAUUGAUGGAAUAACAAUGGGAGGGGGCGUCGGUCUGUCGGUCCACGGACGCUUUCGGGUCGCCACUGAGAAGACGCUGUUCGCCAUGCCGGAGACCGCCAUCGGGCUUUUCCCUGAUGUGGGAGGCGGCUACUUCCUGCCGAGGCUGCGGGGGAAACUGGGGCUGUUCCUCGCCUUGACGGGCUUCCGGCUCAAAGGACGGGAUGUCCAGCGCGCCGGCGUCGCCACUCACUUCGUAGAGUCUAAGAAGAUCCCAGAGCUGGAGCAGCGACUCGUUGGCCUGAAGUCUCCAUCGGACUCAGACGUGUCCCGACUGCUGGAGUCCUUCCAGGCGCAGAGUGAUCUGGACUCUGAUAAACCGUUCAUCUUGGACAAACAUACCUCUGAUAUUGACAGGAUGUUCGGCUCCAGCAGCGUGGAGGGAAUCCUGCAGAACCUGAAGGCCGACGGCUCCGACUUCGCUAGGAAACAAGUCGAGAUUCUGUCCAGAAUGUCUCCCACGUCGCUGAAGGUCACCUUCAGGCAGCUGCAGGCCGGCGCCGCCAUGAGCCUGCAGGACGUGUUGGUGAUGGAGUACCGGCUGAGCCAGGCCUGCAUGAGAGGCCAUGACUUCUACGAAGGCGUUCGGUCAGUUCUGAUCGACAAAGACCAGAACCCGCGCUGGAGUCCGCCGUCGCUGGACCAGGUUUCCGACCGUUUCGUGGACGAAUGCUUCGCCUCGCUGGGGGAGAAGGACCUGAGGUUCUGACCAACCCACCGCCAGGCCUCGUCUGAACCAUCAGAACCAGACUCCUGGAUCGGAGCAGCUCUCUGGAGCCGGCAGAGGAAGUGACCUCGCCGCUGAGUGCUUUAUGACAUUUCCCCUGGGUGUUUGCUGAUGCCACUCGGAUCGCUCUCCUCUGGUUUCCUGGUUUCACUCUCCAACACAAACACUCAUGAUUUAGUUCUUUUUUAAUUAUUAAUAAUGCAGCAACAGGAUUUAUUAGUGACUGUAGAAAAAUCAAAUAUAGUUUCAUUAAACUGAAAUCUGUUUUCUGGUUUAUUUCUAAUCAGCUAAUUGUUCUGUGGUGAAACCACUUCCCAAACAGACAGCGUCUCCAGCUCUGCAUUAUUUAUGAGUCAGAAGCAGAAAGCAAUAAAAAACGUUUAUUACGUAACCGACAUUUUUUCAAGGUAAAAACAGGAAGUGAUGCGUUUGGAUGUCUUAUUUUAAAGUUUAAUUACCAGAUCAUCUGUUGCUCACCGGAUCCUGGAAUAUGAUCAAAAUAAAUCAAAUAAAAUCA
Molecule: messenger RNA, 2051 nt
Organism: Xiphophorus couchianus (Monterrey platyfish)
Lineage: Eukaryota; Metazoa; Chordata; Actinopteri; Cyprinodontiformes; Poeciliidae
Gene: hibch
Product: 3-hydroxyisobutyryl-CoA hydrolase
Exons: 12
Coding region: 527-1516 (329 amino acids)
Biological process (GO): L-valine catabolic process
Cellular component (GO): mitochondrion
Molecular function (GO): 3-hydroxyisobutyryl-CoA hydrolase activity
Source: RefSeq, a predicted model, not a curated record